AGUGAAAAGGUAGGUAGAGACAGAAGAAAAGAGGAAAAAAAAGGGGGCAAUUGAGAAACAGUGCCACUUUCUCCGUCAAAUUAGGGUUUCUGAAUUUCAACAACAUUCCAUCAAUUCAUCUUCCAAACUCGAUAAUCAUCACCUUACAAUUUCUGUUGGAAAAGCAAAAAAGGGGCCAAAAAGUGGUCAAAGUUUUCGUCUUUAAACUGAAAUGAACUUCAACCAAGACAGAGGGCGGGCAAAGUAGCUAAACACGAAAAAGCUUGCAUCGAGAAUCAGCACGUGUUCGUCCCGUUCGCUUUCGAUACAUUUGGCGCUCUCGCCCCUGAUGCGGUGCGGUUCCUAAAGCGGGUUCAACAUGUGUCUGCUUACAUGCGUAAAAACCGUAGUACGCCCGUUGAAGUCUUGAAGAUAUGUGUGGUAUGCGUUGAAAAGGCUUAAGUUUGUAUGAUCAAGUUUAGUGAGAUAGUUAAAGAUUCAAGAAAGCCGUGAAAGAAGAACAAUCUUUAUCUAGUAUUAUUCCAAACGAUAGCUAAAACGGGGUCGCUGUGUUGUGUGGCUGCAAGGCCACAUGGGUCAAACGCAGCUAGCGUUGACUGGUCCAUGGGCCCACACGAGCCGUACUGGAGAACCAACACAAGCUUCUCGCCUCCACCACCGAGAUGGGAUAUGAGGUAUCAUUCGGAAGGUCAAUCGUUCGGUUCUCAAGAGGGUAGUCAGUUGUACGGAUCUUCUACGUCGUCGAAUAGUAGAGAAACUAGAAGCUGGUUAAGAGGUGGUUAUGUUCCUAAUCAUCAACAUUCGGUUUCUGAUGGAGUUGGGCUGUAUAUUAGUAGCCCGUCUGACUUUUCUCCAGCUCAGCAGUGGACCCCUCCCGCAAUUCGAGAAAUCGGUGUUGAAGAAUUCGGAAAUUCGUCUACGAGAGUUUUAGGGUCUAUAUCCGUCUCACCAAUCAUCGAGGGAAUUUCAUUUUCAGCCCCUCAGGAUAGCCGACCUUCAGUUUCUUCUCUUUCCGACGGUAGCGAUUACGAACCAAUAGCCAAAUCACAAUCAUCGCACCGAAACUUUACAACACGGCGUUGCUUCAUGUCUAAACCGGUCCACCCGUUGACUUUUCCGCCAAAAGAAAACGCGACCGUAUGUCACGAACAUCGGUUCAGCAUGGCUAGUUAUGAUCUUGAUUUUACUGACGUUUCCGAACCGAUCGAACCUGAUUCGCUUAACCGACCAUCCAUUAACCAAUUGUAUGUUUACAAAUGUGGUCUAUGUGAAAGGUUUCUCUCCCAACGAUCACCAUAUAGCUCUCACCGGAUCGUUAAAAGCGGAGACUUUCCGGUCACCGGAGUUCUUCCGUGCCGCCACGUCUUCCAUGCCGAAUGUUUAGACCAAACAACACCCAAAACCCGUAAAAACGACCCUCUUUGUCCCAUAUGUGGCAAAUCCGAUGAGGAAAUUACGUCUCCCGAGCAACGGGUUUGUUCGAAACUGAAAAACGGGUUUCCGAAACUUAAACCGUUUCGCGAAGACGGACCAUCUAGACCAUGGGGAUGCACCCAGGCGGGUAAUUGUGUUGAAGGGGCUCUAACCGCACCGUCUAAGAACACCAUGCUGUUACUUAGCCGUAACCGUGUUAAAAAGAGCCUGUCAUUGAAGAGUAACUCGAGUAAGAAAAAUGGGUCUAGCGGGUCGCCUGACCCAAGUGCAGUUGGGCCGUCAAAGACGGCAUCUUGUUCUGGUAAGAAGUCAUAGAAUCGGUAUCCUGUUAAUUCACGAAUGCGCGAAAUGUGGUUUUAAGUUUUAACAUAGUAGAAGAAGUGCAUAUGAAUAGUUUAUCACUUUGUGUAGGAUGUAAACCAUCCAUAAUGAUAUUCUAAUUGCUGACGUGUCAAUGCAAAGUAGUUGGAUCUAAAAGCCCGUUGGGCUAAAGUUCGUUGGGUUGGAUCUAAAAGCCCGUUGGGCUCAAGUUCGUUCUACCCAGAGUGUCGAGACGGUUUGAGAAUUGAAACUAGACAAGUACAAAUAGUACAUUUGAUAGAUUUUUAAACGUGAUAUAUAUGUCGUUUAUCGUUACAUUGAUAUUUACCUUAAGGUCGUAAUCAGAAGCGUUAGAUAUUUUUU
Helianthus annuus (common sunflower) is the source of this 2118-nucleotide messenger RNA. RefSeq lists its product as uncharacterized. The record is from RefSeq and is a predicted model, not a curated record. NCBI's taxonomy places the organism in Eukaryota, Viridiplantae, Streptophyta, Magnoliopsida, Asterales, Asteraceae. The transcript has 5 exons. The coding region runs from base 604 to 1749 and encodes 381 amino acids.